AUGAAUUUUGAUACCACCGGCAUCCACCAGCUACAGGCUGUGCAAGCAUUGGCAUCGUCGUUGAAGGCCACUCGCACUGCUCACUUGCCGCUUUUGGUACUUUACACGGACCAGGUAUCUGCCAAUACGGUUUCACGUUUAGAAGCCGACGCUUCGGUGGCAGUGCGAGCGGUUGAAGCCAUUCCCAACCCGCAUAGCACUGACGUGCCUGGCUGGGUUAACUCUGGCUUCACGAAGCUGCGGAUAUGGGAGCAAGAUGACUUUGCAAAGCUGGUUUACAUAGACGCGGAUUGUUUGGUUCUUGACAACAUCGACGACUUGUUUGGCCGGCCCUGCCCAGCUUUUGCCCCCGAUGUUUUUCCGCCCGACAAGUUUAACGCUGGCGUCAUUGUGCUUGAGCCCAGCAAGGUGGUAUUUCAGGAGAUGAUCAUGCAGUGCGAGAAACUACCAUCACAUGACGGAGGUGACACUGGCUUCCUGAAUUCCUUCUACCCUGACUGGUUCUCUUGGCCUGCGGAGCAGCGACUGCCCUUCCGGUACAAUGCGCUGAGGACAAUGUACUGGUUUACUCAUGCGAAUCCUGGAUAUUGGCAAUCCUUGAUGCCACUCAAGGUGUUGCAUUUCUGUUCAUCGCCAAAGCCGUGGGAUGCGGAAGCCAAGAAGGGCGACCUGGAGCAGAUUCUCAGAUUCAUCCAUCAUCUUAGGUGCUCGCAGCGUGCGAAUCGAUGA
Molecule: messenger RNA, 729 nt
Organism: Effrenium voratum
Lineage: Eukaryota; Dinophyceae; Suessiales; Symbiodiniaceae
Source: the annotation of a GenBank genome assembly